Messenger RNA from Trichomonas vaginalis G3, 390 nucleotides. RefSeq lists its product as uncharacterized. The record is from RefSeq and is a predicted model, not a curated record. The coding region runs from base 1 to 390 and encodes 129 amino acids. The transcript has a single exon. Lineage: Eukaryota; Parabasalia; Trichomonadida; Trichomonadidae.
AUGGUAACGAAUGGAUCCGCUUUUAUUCUAACAGAUGCUGACAAUUUACUUGCAGAAUAUGAAAUUGUUGCGCCAAAUAACACCGAUGAAUACAAUCAGAAAAAUAGUAUGCAGAUUGUCAGAACUGCAUCACAAAAUGAUGCAUUGAUGGCAAUUCAAAAUAAAUUAAAUGAAGAAAUUCAAAAGAAAGCACGUGAAAGGCUUUCAGAUGCAACUAUGAGUACAGAGCAGUUCAAACCAACACCUCUUUCAAAUGAAGAAGGUAAAGGAAUCACUUCCCAAAGUAGUAUAAAUAUUCCUUCAUACAUUACUGAUGCACUUAGACCUUCAGAUGAUGAAUCUUCUUCUUCAUCAGAAUUAUCAAUAGCUAAGCUUGGUUCUGAUUUAUAA